This is a messenger RNA of Theileria parva strain Muguga, 1473 nucleotides long. Its product is annotated as Mitochondrial ribosomal death-associated protein 3 family protein. Gene Ontology annotation, cellular component: mitochondrial small ribosomal subunit. The record is from RefSeq and is a predicted model, not a curated record. Gene Ontology annotation, molecular function: structural constituent of ribosome. The transcript is spliced from 10 exons. Bases 1 to 1458 code for a protein of 485 amino acids. NCBI's taxonomy places the organism in Eukaryota, Apicomplexa, Aconoidasida, Piroplasmida, Theileriidae.
AUGUCCAGAAGAUUAGCUAAUUUUAAACUUCCUAACAUAGUUACUCCUAAGCCGAGAACUGGUGCUAGGAGAACAUCAAGAGAAAAAAAGGAAGAUGAGUCUCAGGACAAGUACACAUCAGCUUAUUCUUUGCUACAAACCUCUUAUAAAAUUUCUGAGGAGGAUUACAGGAAAUACGGAGUUGAACAUGGUCUUCUUCCUCCUUAUUUGUCCAAUCCAGAUUCUUUUAAAGUAGAUUCCAGAAAUCUUUACACUUCAUUUGAUAACUGUAACAUAUAUAAUGUCGGCUCAGUCGUAAAACUUGAUACAAAUGAUCUAUUUAAUGAACUUCCGGAAGGACUUUGCGGUGAUAUGCUUAAGGAUAUAUCUCUUUUACCUGAGUCUGAGCCUCUGGGAUUACUUAAUCGCAAGCCUGCAGUGGAGAUAAUAUCUCAGUUAAAGCAGUACUCUCAGGGCAGUUCGGAGUCAUUGAGAUCGAGAGGUAUUUUAUUGGAUGGAAAGAGAGGCUCAGGAAAGAGUUUUAUCCUAAAUCACGUUUCAUUGUGGGCACGGAGGAACGGCUGGAUGGUUAUUCAUGAACCUUGUGCCUCCAAAUACUCCACUGAAGUUGGCACCAUUAAAAGAUCAAACGCCGGUGUUUACAUCCAGUUAGAAUUUGCUAGAACAUUUUUGGAGCGACUUUUGAUGAAGAACGAGCAACAUUUAUCCGAAAUUCCAGUAAUAAAAUCACUGUAUGGCAAUAUUUCACUGGAUGGAAACUACUUAAAGUACAGUAAACGGAUGUUUGAUCCAGUCAUUGAGAAGAUAAUCCAGGAAGAAUUGGAAAUCUUGAAAGAAGAUUCUGAUCCUGACGAAUUAGAAUGCACCAGAGAGAAGCUAAAGUUGUGGCACAGUUAUAGAAAACAGUUCAGAAUACCCGUUUUAUCUGAUCGCCUUCAAAACCCGUUAAAACUGGUAGAUAUCGCAAAUUUUGGUGUUAAUAAUGAAACCUUCGCCAAUCAAGCCGUUUACGAGAUUUUUAAUCAGCUAAAGCACCAGACCAAGUUCCCCUUACUCUUCAUAAUAGAUGAGUACAAUGAGUGCUUCACUGCCUCGGAAUACCUCUCGAUUAAGUAUGAGAAUACUAAGUUUAAUGGUUGGAUUCCAAGUUACCACUUAACCAUGCCGAGAUUAUUUCACAAAUUUGACGGAGAUCACUACAGAAAUGGAUUUAAAAUAUUAGCAACAAGUUGGUCAAAGCGCAAGAGAAAGAAAUUUAGGCCUGAAUACCUGGGAAUUCUCCCCAAUGAAGUUAGGACUGUCCGUAACUUCACUUCCAGGGAGUUUGCAAACUAUAUCUUAAACUUGAAAAAUACUCGUGUAAUUUAUAACUUCCCUAAUGACAAAAUCAAUUAUUUCUACAUGCUAACAGGCGGAAAUGGGUUCGAAUCCAGGAGAUUACUUUCCAAACUUUACUAAUUUUACUGUACAAUA